This is a messenger RNA of Passer domesticus (house sparrow), 11623 nucleotides long. It is a transcript of the gene KCNB2, whose product is annotated as potassium voltage-gated channel subfamily B member 2. Gene Ontology annotation, molecular function: delayed rectifier potassium channel activity; protein binding. The record is from RefSeq and is a predicted model, not a curated record. Gene Ontology annotation, cellular component: neuronal cell body; voltage-gated potassium channel complex; membrane. Lineage: Eukaryota; Metazoa; Chordata; Aves; Passeriformes; Passeridae. Gene Ontology annotation, biological process: potassium ion transmembrane transport; protein homooligomerization. Bases 749 to 3490 code for a protein of 913 amino acids. The transcript has 4 exons.
GGGCGCCCCGCGUGCCCCGGCCGGGAGCGGCCGUGCCCCCCCGCCCCGCCGCCGCCGCCGCCGCCGCGCACAGCCGCAGACACGGGCGGCCGCGCCGGCAGCCGGCGGCUCGCAUGCAGCCGGGGAUUACGGCGGGGCGAGGGCAGCGAGGGCUCGACUCUUAUCCCCCCUCGGCUCCCCCCCCCCCGUCCUCCGCCCGACACCCCAGCCGCUCCCCGCGCGGCUGCUCCGGCGGGUUUUCAUCUCCGCGGGUAGGAGGGAGAUGCCUUUGCCGUGGUUUUUCCACCCCCAGCCCUCUCCGUGCCGGGAGAGGCGGUGAUGUGGAGCCGGGAAUGUAGAGGAAAACCCUCCCCGGGAAGGAGCGACCAAAACAAAUCCCUCGCCGUGGCUUUGGCGGCCGCGCAGUGCCCGGGGAAGCCCGAGCAGCCCCUGCCAGCGCUGGGGAAUCCCUCCUGCAGCCCCCGGCGGCGCCCCGGGCGCCCGCGGAGCAAGUGCUUGUGGAAACCUGAUGAUACAAAACCUCAGCCUUCUCGGUAGCUGUCGUUGGAAUUAUCCCAUCCACCCGGGGACUGAAAAAUCUCCUCUACAGAAGAAAAUACAUUGUGGUAGUCUAAAACACACUGUCAUAUAUGCUUUCUGUAGCUUCAGGAAUGGAGCUAUCUGUCUGAAGAGGAUUCUGCCCAAAUAUUCAUAGUCUCCAAGCUCAUUUUCCUACAGACUCUGGUGUUACAACUUCGUCUUUUACAGAAUGGCUGAGAAAGCUCCACCAGGGAUCACCAAAAAGUCUUCAAGGUCCACCCUUUCUCUCCCUCCGGAACCAGUGGAGAUCAUUAGGAGCAAAGCCUGCUCGCGGAGAGUUAAAAUAAAUGUUGGUGGACUCAACCAUGAAGUGCUGUGGAGGACUUUGGACAGACUUCCAAGGACACGAUUAGGAAAGCUCAGAGACUGCAAUACCCAUGAAUCUCUGCUAGAAGUAUGUGAUGACUAUAAUCUGAAUGAAAAUGAGUAUUUUUUUGAUCGACACCCGGGGGCUUUCACUUCCAUUUUGAAUUUCUACAGGACAGGGAAACUACAUAUGAUGGAAGAAAUGUGUGCUCUCUCUUUUGGCCAGGAGCUUGAUUACUGGGGGAUUGAUGAAAUAUAUUUAGAAUCUUGCUGCCAGGCAAGAUACCAUCAAAAGAAAGAGCAAAUGAAUGAGGAACUGAGGAGAGAGGCAGAGACCUUGCGAGAGAGAGAAGGGGAAGAGUUUGAUAAUACCUGCUGCCCAGAGAAAAGGAAGAAGCUUUGGGACUUGCUUGAGAAACCCAACUCAUCUGUUGCAGCAAAGAUUUUGGCCAUUGUGUCCAUUCUGUUCAUCGUCCUGUCCACUAUUGCUUUGUCUCUUAACACACUGCCAGAACUUCAAGAAAUAGAUGAAUUUGGGCAGCCAAAUGACAACCCUCAGCUAGCACACGUUGAAGCUGUGUGUAUUGCUUGGUUUACCAUGGAGUAUCUUUUGCGUUUUCUGUCCUCACCAAAUAAGUGGAAGUUCUUCAAAGGCCCAUUAAAUGUCAUUGACUUACUGGCUAUCUUGCCGUACUAUGUCACCAUUUUCCUCACAGAGUCCAAUAAAAGUGUCCUGCAGUUCCAAAACGUCAGACGUGUAGUUCAGAUAUUUCGAAUUAUGAGGAUCCUAAGGAUUCUUAAGCUCGCCAGACAUUCAACGGGCCUUCAGUCUUUAGGCUUUACGCUCAGGCGGAGUUACAAUGAAUUGGGCUUGUUGAUAUUAUUUUUAGCCAUGGGAAUAAUGAUAUUUUCAAGUCUUGUAUUCUUUGCUGAAAAGGACGAGGAUGCUACAAAAUUUACAAGUAUUCCUGCGUCAUUCUGGUGGGCAACAAUCACUAUGACUACGGUAGGAUAUGGUGACAUUUAUCCUAAGACGUUAUUAGGAAAAAUAGUUGGAGGACUUUGCUGUAUUGCUGGAGUGCUGGUCAUAGCCCUGCCCAUACCAAUUAUUGUGAACAAUUUCUCAGAGUUUUAUAAGGAGCAGAAAAGACAGGAGAAGGCAAUUAAGAGGAGAGAAGCACUUGAGCGAGCUAAAAGAAAUGGCAGUAUUGUCUCCAUGAAUCUGAAAGAUGCCUUUGCUCGCAGUAUGGAAAUGAUAGAUGUAGCAGUAGAUUCGGGAAAGCUUGGAGAACCACUCAGUCCAAAGGAGACACCUGAUAACAGCCACCUGUCCCCAAGCCGGUGGAAAUGGGCCAGAAGGACAAUGUCUGAAACAAGCUCAAACAAAUCUUAUGAAAACAAAUACCAAGAAGUUAGUCAACAAGACUCCCAUGAGCAAUUAAACAAUGCUGCAUCAUCCUCCAGCCCACAGCACCUCAGUGCCCAAAAACUGGAGAUGCUGUAUAAUGAAAUUACCAAAACCCAGUCUCAGCCUAAUCUUAAUGCUGGUUACCAAGACCAGUCAGCAAAGCCACCCAGCUAUGAAGAAGAAAUAGAAAUGGAGGAAGUUAUAGGUCAGAGAGACCCGUUGCCAACAGGGCCUGCGGACAUCGUGAUGGACAUGAGAAGCACAUCCAGUAUCGACAGUUUUGCCAGUUGCGCAACUGACUUCACGGAAACAGAGAGGUCUCCUCUCUCUCUGUUUCCUGGCUCUCACUUGCAAAUGAGAUUUCCAGCUGAUGCUGUUAACUUGGAAGAAAACCAAAGAGCAAGAAGUUCUCAGUUUAUGCCAUUUGCAAAAGACAGAGGAUUUUCUCCAACUGAUGUCACCUUUGACUAUAAUCCAAUCAACAGAGCUGUUAUCAGUGAUGGCAGUGGGUCCCAAACUGUUUCACAUGGUCAUUUUCAUUUUGACACUGCCAUGGAAAGCCCCAAAAGCUCCCUGAAAGGUAGCAACCCAUUAAAGUCUAGAUCCCUUAAAGUUAAUUUCAAAGACAAUAGAGGUGGUGCUCCACAAACUCCACCGAGCACCGCAAGGCCACUGCCAGUGACAGCAGGAGCAGACUUCACACAGGCCACCCCUCAGCACAUCAGCACCAUUCUCCUAGAAGAAAAUUCCCCCCAAGGUGAACGGCCUGUACUUGGUGCUGACGCACCUGCACUUUGUCAGGGACCUGCUAAAAAAUCAUCCCCUCUCUUUCCCAAACAAAAAAUUUUCACUUUCCCUUCAAAAGAGAGGAGAAGCUUCACUGAAAUAGACACUGGAGAAGAAGAAGAGUUUAUGGAGUUACAUGGUAUGAAACAUGAGAAAAAACAGGAUAUCAAGACAAAUUGCUGUGGGGAUAAACACAGUGAUGGCAACAAUUUACCAGGGGAGCCACAGGUCAGCUCUUCACCCAAAAGCAUGAGCCACAACUGUACGCAAGACAUUUACCAUGCUGUGGGUGAGGUAAAGCCAGACACUAACCAAGAAGGUCACAAAAUGGAGAACCAUUUAUUUGCUCCAGAAAUUCAUUCAAGUCCAGGAGAAACUGGUUAUUGUCCUACUCGCGAAACUAGCAUGUGACUAGUUACAGAAGCAAUAAAAAUAUCUUUUCUUAAAACACAGUUAGUAAUGCCUAUGAACUAAAACAUGGAAAGCCUCAACAAAAGUGCAUAAAAUGUUAUUUUUGCAUGGCAUGAAGAGUUGUUUAGUUUAAAUACUGUUUAAUUUAAAAAAAAAAGACUGCUUUUGUAACAAACUGAAAAAAACAAGGAAAAAAUUACUCAAGAAUGGUGAAUACAAUAAAGAGAGCUUUAUUAGGAGCCAGUGGUCUGCAACAUCUGACAUUUUUGAUCCUUUCACUUAUGAUUGUAGACAGGUUUUGAACUCUUUAAACUUUUUUUUCCCUCAGUUACAAUGAAUUUUAGAAUUUGCACAUGAAAGGAUGAAAUGUCAAUGCAUGCAUUCAUAAGGAUGUGAAACAAGGUGCUUUGAGCUUGCAAAAUGCAUAUACUUGUAAAUAGUUUGGGGUUGGGGGGGAAAGCUACUGUUAACAAGGAUUUAUGGAAAAAGCAUUUCCUGGGACACAGGUACUUCCUUCACAGCGUGCUGCCUGGAGGUUUUGUACAGACUUAUGUUGCAAAAUUGCAACUUCUACUUAAAGCAUCUCACGUAUCUUGCUUUCUGUUAAAAAGCUCACAAGUAUAUCUGCUAAUUAAGGACUACAGUAUUUUAGUUCAUCUGUGCUAUAAAACAUGAUGUUUUUUUUUUUACUUGUAGAAUUUCAGUUAUUGUAUUUGUCAGUUUAAUUAAUUAUCCUGUGAGGGAAAGCAAAGAUUUAAUGACCAGAACUUGAAGCAUUUGAUAUUUUUAUAGAAAAUUGCCAACAUUUCAUAACUGAGAAAAAAAAGUUCCAUUUUAAAAUUUAAAAAUCAUCAUUAUUUCUGUGGCAAUAAAUAGUGCCAAAUGGCUAUUCAGAUAUAUCAAAACAUUUUCAACCUCAUAGACUAUACCUUGGUAUUAAAAAAAAUAUUUCCCACACUCUUAUUUUUCCUCUGAUUUAACAUCAUUUGCUUCUACAUGAUCUUUGAUCUUUUACCUUUUGUUCUCCAUGCAGUGCACAUACUUCAGUAAUGGUAAUGUUGUUGGAGCUGUUAAGGUGGAAGGACAUAAGAGACAAGGUUUGUAAGGGAAAGUGGUACCUUUUGUUAUCAUAAAUCAUGUAGCUGGAGAAGAAAAGGCUUCAUGUACAUGUGAUUUGCCUCAGGUCUUCCACACCCCAAAGCUCGUUUGUGUUUUCCAGUUCAAUCAUUUGGACUGACAGAAGAUAUCAUUUGACUCACCAACUUUGCCUCCACCCAUUCUUCCAUAGCUGUUCUGAAAUGGAGUACAGGAUUUCCACUAUACUUAAAUAAUGGAAAAUGUCAUUCCACGGACAACUGCUAAAUCAUCUUUCAUUUCUCUGAUUUCUCCAUCUUUGAAAAGAAAAAGAAAGAUGCUGAACCAAAGCCUUCAUUACAAAGUACUCAUUUAACCACUGUCUUGAAAAGGCUAUUUUUUAAAAUCCAGAAUCCAUAGCUUCUUAUGCUAUAAAAUAUUUUUUAAAGCUUCUAGAGUGCUUUAAUUCCCUAAAUCAUAAAAAGUUUAUUCACUGCAUGAAUUCUGAUCAUAAGCAAAUGUAUGCAGUUACACAGACAUGCCCUAGAAAAUGUUCCCCUUUGUUUUGUUUGAGUUUGAGGGGGUUUUGUGGUUGUUUUUUUUUUGUUUGUUUGUUUGUUGUGGGGGGUUUUUUGGGGGUUUUUUGGGUUGUUUUUUGGUUUUUUGGUUUUCUUUUUUUUUUUUUUUGUAAGGAAGACUUAAAAGUACUUUAGACCAAUCAAUGUAUGGUUUGGAACAGCAGGCUUCUACUUACCGUAGGUUAGUAGGUUAACUUUUACUUUUGUCUUUUUUUGUCACUUGAAUAUGUAACAAUCAGGCACCUAAUGCAUUUAGUGUAAAGGAACAACCAUUUUUGUUACAACACAGCCCUUUGCUUAAAUGGCUGGGCCAAUGCCACAGACCUCACUCAAGCCUGGCACAUAGAAAAGAGGCAAGUUUGAAGAGCCCCAAAAUAUUGAUCCUGGUAGCUGGGUCAAACAAUGAGCACAGCACAAUCACUUAGGUGGGUUUUUUUUAAAAAAGUUUUCUAUCUAUAUUUCCAUCAGUUUUCUUAUUUCUGUAACAAGAUAAUAUUGAGGUGUCUCUUCAGUCAUUUGAAUACCUGAGAAUACGCCUUUUUUUUUUUCGAGCAAUGUCUGGUCAUUAAUUCUCAAAAUAAUUUUUUUUUUUUUGUCUUUAAUUGAAGUUCAUUUCAACUUGUUGCUGCAUUCAGUUUUAUGUAUUUAUAUUGUAUUCUGCGUAACACUUUUCAAUCAUGUUGUGUCUCACUGUCCCCAAACUUUCCUCUUUCAUAUUUUAUAGUCAUUACUCUUCUACAUUUAUUUUUUAGUUUCUAGAUAUUUUCGGUGACUAAAACUAAAUGCCAGUCAAUUUUUAUAUGCCUGAAGUGUUGGUUCGUAUUUUCUAUGUGCAGUUUUAUGAAAUCACAUGGGCCUGUUUGAUCUGCCUUUACAUCCUAGUGAACUGUUGAAGUCCAGAUUAAGACCAAAUGGGACCUGGUCCUGUGCUUUGGAUCCACAGAAAAUUCCCAUUCAAGACAAUGAUGUUGUUUUGGCAAGACUGAGGUUUGUCACGUUCCUUCUGUGUGCUUUUUCUCCCAGGUGACCCUUACACUUUGGAAAAGCCCCUUAGACCUAUGACACUUGAUGGAAAGGGAGGAGUCCAGCCAUAGGGAACCUAUUUGCAGGAACAGAGAUUUCAUUCCUAAAGCUCUCCUGAGCUAAAGUUCAUGCAAGCCUGAUUCCAGCCCAUUAAAAUCACUACAAAUUUUAAAAAAGUAAAGUCAAGGCCUCAGUUCUUGUGCAAAUGAAUUUCCCCUGAAAGCAAUGGGAGUCUGGUGGAAAAAGGGACUGACUGAAAUCUAAAUGAGAAGAACAAUAGUCUCUCCCUCUUGAUGAAAAUCAACAGGAACUUUAACUAUAUAAAUCAGAUGAAAGACCAGGCCCUUAUUUGCUGCUGUAUUUUAAAUGUUUUCAGAGAAGCACAUUUAUUUUGAAAGAGAUGCAAUUCACUUUAUUAACAGAUGCUUUAUUUUUUUGAAACACUGGAAGCAAAAUUAUAAGUUUUAGAAGUGCUUUUGGUAUAAUUUUGUUAUCUACUUUUGUCUAUGCUGAAAACUAUUUCCAGAAGCACAGGUUUAGAAAUGUGUUUUUUUUGACUGCAUAUACAGGAUCCACCUCUCAAUACCAAACUUGUAUAAUUCCUGAUUAAAAUAUCUUUUUGAGCAGUUGCAGGACUGAAUCUAGCUUUCUAUCCAGUACAGCGGGUAUAAGAAAAGCAGGCCGGGAUAAUUACAUUCAUCAUGGGUUGAUAUGCAGCAAAUUAUGCAAAAUUACACAAGUAUAUUUUUCUGGUUUUCUAAAACUUUGAAGCCAUUUCAGACUUAUUACCCAUUCACCACAGUAAGGGGAGAAUGUGUCUGAGUUCUGGAGUCAGUCUCUAAUGCCAGCUGUGCAAUUUCAAAACUAGGAGUCUUAGGAAGAAGUGACUCCUUUGUGCACCUGAAAGGGGUCUGACUCCUCACAUCAGUGGAAAAUGAAGAAUGUUCAGGGAGAUAGCUUUGCAAUUGAUCUAUUUUUAUAUUUUUUACUAACUGCAGAAUUGUGAAUCAAAGUUUUAAUUCCUUUACAAUGAUGAAACCAAUGCACAUAUUUAAAAAAUAUUCACAGAGUAAUUAGAAGAGUUUUUGACUAACAGUCACAUUAAUCCAAAUCUGUGUGGGGGGUAGGGGGGAAUAAUAUAUCGCACAAACUGCAAAGGAAGUUCCUACAGGAAAGCUGUUUACAGGGGAAGUAUGUAAUGUAAAGAAUGUAACAAGGUGUAGGAAGUUUUUGCACUACCGAAUUUAUACAAAAUACACUUUUUUAAAUGAAAACACAAAAGGCCUUUUAAUGCUACAUUGUAUAGACUAUAGAAGCCUCUGUGCUAAUGCAGCAAUCUAAUGCACUGUGUCCUCACUUCACAAUUGGUCUCAAAAUUCAAACAUUAGUGAUGUUAGAGAGGUGAUAUCUGAUCUAACACUAGAGCAACGGACAUGAAGAGCCUUUUAGCACACUAUUAUGCAACCCAAAAUGUUUUUUAUAAAUCAAAAUGACAGUUGGCUUCCAUGAGUCACUGCCUAACAGGUAAUACUGGGCAAUUCCUUGAAAAACAAUGAGUUCUUUUAAAAGUAGACCUCUUCCCUUCCACGUGGACUGAGCUUCUGUUUCCUUCAAGGUUUACUUUCAAUGUAUUUAUUACCUGCUUCAACCUCAUCUCCAAACCGCAGUCCAGUAAGAAAGACAGUUGUCUUCUUGAAGCCCUAUUGCAGAUAGUAAGACUGGUAAAAAUGUCCAGGGUUUAACUUAUUGGCUUUCUGAUUAAAAUAAUUUUUUAACCACUUGGAUAGAAAAUAUAUAUUUUGAUCAUAAAAACAUAUAUUAGAAGGAAAAUAAUGCAACAAAUAUGCUUUUUUUAAAUAAGUAGCCAGCACAGAUCAAUCGAGAAAUGCAAACACAACAAAGGGGGAAAGAAGGGCAGAAAACUGUAAGUAAACAAGGCAUGUUUUAGUGUACUAUAUAAAAACACAUGUAAUAAACACAUGUAAAAGAAUACUUGUUCACACUAAAUGAGGUAAAAAUGCCAGUAGCAAAAGAUUUAAGUCCACUCCUCCAUCAUAAUUUUAACCUAGAACCAACAGGUUCAGCAAUGCCAUUACCCACUUGCCUUCCACAUGAAUAUCUGAUCUGUAAUCAUUUUUCAGAAGACUUUCCUGAAUAUAAGAUAUCACGUGUUGGUGUCUUUAUUGAUCUUGUGAUCUCUUCCCAUUUCCUCCCCAAUAUCAAUCUUCUCUUCUUCUUGGGAGUGGUCAGAAGGCAGCCCACCCAACAAGAUGAUCGGUGUCUUGUUUGCUAGGAAAGUGUUUUGGUAGUGUGGUGCCAAUGGCCAGAUGCUGCGUUUGAACCAAGGAACAAGAACUGAGUGUCAUUUCUCCCUGUUUUCUAGUUGUAAAGUGCUCUGAAUUCUCCAGUGUCCCCACAGUGUACUCAUCCUUCAUGCAAGAGCUUUCAGUGCUCUUGCAAGAACGUUUUUAAAAGCAGAUGAAUGGUAAAUGCUAUUAAGAGAGCGAUCGGUCUAAGUGUGAAUAUUUGUCUUUUGUCUAAUUUUAUUAGUGGUGCUCAGCUUUAACUCCAGCUGAAAUGCUUUCUAAAACAGAUCAGGUGUUCUGGGAGCCAAACCCUUUGCAGGUCCUCUGUCAGUUUCCUUAACAAAGGAAGGUUAGGUAACUGGCAGGCAAAAAUGAAAGAAAACAUUUUGUUUGCAUUGUGUGAUGCAGGUGGAGUAAUGUACUUGUCUUUGUAUUUAUUUUGUUCCAGGUUUAAACAGUAUUUCUUUUAAAUGCUGAGAUAUGAUAUUUAGGAAGUAUUACUCUUUAGCAAAAUGGAGACUUCUUCCAAAACAGCAGUGAUACUUUCUAAUCCUAUAUUGUUAUUGAUUGGUAUUUAGUUUUCUUUUAUAACACCUAACACAGAUCCUGAUGAAUACCACUGUGGAACAAGGAAGUAGCACACAAAUAUUACUGCUCUUUUAACUUAAAAGUAACUAAAAAACAUGGUAUUAGCUUACAUUUAAUCCAAAAAAGAUGAUUAUCCUAAUUAUACCUAUCAACUAAACAGAAUGGUCACAUUAGACAUCGACUGUUGUCCUGUGAUUAGCAUAAACCAUGAAUUUAACAGCAGUCUGUAUAACUAAAUUCUUUAGGGUAAUUUUUAAACUCAAAUAACUAUUCAAAUACAUAUUUAGCAUCAGCAGGAAUAAUGUACACUUCUAAGUCUGGAAGUCUGUGGCUAUGUUUACACUGGCAUCUUAGAGAAAAUCAGGAGAGAUCUCUUGACAUGAACCUCUCAGCUACCCCCACUUCUCAUGCUUUGGUUCACAAUACUGAGCAAUCCUGCACCAUGCAAACUGGACUACUUUUAGGUGAAGUUGAACCAGAAAACUUCUUCCAUGAGGGCACCAGUUAUGCUGCAGGCACGAUAAAGCAUUCAGGCCCGGAUACCAGAUGAGAGUGAGUCCAAAAUUUAUACCCCAAUAGUGUAAACUGUCAGCACAAACUGUUGUCCUCAACAAAUCUCCUGGUAUGUAUGACUUGCUAAUGUAGACAUAGAUCUCUACCAUGGCUACUGUCUUCAGCCCAUGUAGCUCUUGGAUAAAUCACUUAUUCAAGCAAAUUUUGCCAUUUUCAUCAGUGGUAUUGCUUAAAAAAAAAAAACAACAUGUAGCCAAAGAUUAAAUUGUUCCCAGUGCGUUCCCCAAAUUAAGCCACACAAAAUCAUUUAAGCCAUAAGUUCAUGAUAACCUUUGGACAGUUGUGUUUUGUAGUUUGGACCAAACUCUAUAUACUGCAUAUUUCUACAGUGAAUUUACUCUAAAGUUGUUAUUACAUUUAAUGAAGACAGUACAGACAGCACUAGACUUACUCCACAAUCUGUGGAAUUAUUAAACUGAUUGCAAGUAGCUUUACUUCACUUAACAGUAACCCUUACUUUAUACUGCAAAAGCAAAUUGCUGUGCAUUGAUGGAGGAUCAGAAGCCCAGCUUGAGUAUUUUGUGCUGAUUUGCCAUUGUCUAGAUAUCUUCCUAUUUGGAUCACCAGCUGAAAUUUAUUUAAAUUGAGGAACUAGUAGGGUUUUGGUUGUGUGCUUUGUUGCUCUGAUGUCUGGGACAUACCUUGUGUAAUGCAAGGAACAAAAAGCCUAUUCCUUAUCUUACUUAUUUUAACCAUUUCAAGGUGGAGGACAUAAGUCUUGGAGUGAUAUUUUUGCUCUAAGUUUUACUCAGAUAGCAUCUCUCUGUGAAGGUUCAGAAUACCUGUUCUUGAAGUCCUUAAGCAGAACACCAGUGGGAAUUCUGCCUGUAUAAAACUGAAAGAUGGAGCAAUAUAUUGUAGUGUUAGGCAAAAGAAACAAUUUCUAACACAUUACUAAAUACAUUAAAAAAGAAAUUUAAAAAACUACUGUUGGGGACAAUCAUGGGUACUUCUGCUAGGAUGCAGAGUUCUGGAUUUAUAUGUCUAAAUUUUCAGAGUUCUGCAGAGUUUUAGCUGUACAACUCUCAAAAAUCAAAGGAGCCAUGCUGAUAAGCUGAAACAUGGAGGGAUUAGUGUACAAAGAAGCUGAGCAUUGAAUACAUAGCCUAUUGCUUUAAGAUCACUGUAAAUAUCAAAUUAAAUAUGUACUAAUUCAUGUUUAUAUGUUAUUACUGUGUUAGUUUCAUAGAUACAGUAGCAUGACUAUUAUUAGUUUUAUGGAGUUUAAUGAACUUUACUUUGUAUUCCUCUGUGAAUGCUCUGAAUGCUGCAAACAAAAAAAGCACAACAGUAUUUUUUCAACUUCUCUUGGGGCAAUAGCAGUGUCUUCACUAUUGUUCAGUUUUACAGAUUUAGCAACAUUUCAUCAUACAUUGUUCUAUUAAUAAUGUAUCUUUUCUUUAAAAGUACUGUCACUAGGAGAUAAAAGCAUAUGUGAUAAGUCUUGUCUAAUCUCAUUCAUCUGCCUUUACAAAAUGCCCCAGACAUUUUGUGGGAGAAUACGCUGCUUUUGCUUCAUGCAUUGUUUGUAUUUGGGGGUGGGGCAGGGGAAUAAUAGGGCAUUUUGCAAUGGUAAUUGCAUCAAACAUGUUUUUUUCAUUAUUAUUGUAUUUGUUAGAAACAUUUUGAUUUAGUUUUUUUUUUCUGUAGAUAAAACUUUGACAAUAGCUUUAUUUUUUCAACUAACCAUUUGAUUUCAUUAGACUAAUAACUUCUCACAUUUAGUGGUAUUCGUAUCAAUGUUUCCAUAUCAGCUGCAUUUUAAUGUCAUAAAAAAGGAAAUGUGAUUAUUAUUUUUGUCAUACUAGAUUUUGCUAAUCAACUAAGUAUUUCUGCACCAAUCUACAUAUUAAUAUGCAUGUUGUAGUCUGUACAAUUGUUCAACAUCAAAAUAUCUGUUUAAUUUAUGUCAAAUGUCUUUAAAAUAAAUGCAUUGUUCUCCAUUUCAGUCUGAUAGAAUAAGCAGGAUAGUAAAUAAAUGUGUAAAUGAA